UCCUUUCCCUGACCGCACACGAACACAACAUGCAGACAUCCUCGCUCAUCACCUGCAUUUCUUCGAGCGACAGCGCGUGCUUGGAGGACGACUCGUUGGAAGACGAAGAAUUCGUUCUUCUCUCUCUCGGCCCGCCCGGUCAGCAUCACCGCCACCGCCACCACCACCACAUCUCUAAGCACCCUUUGUAUCAUCAUCAUCAUCAUCUUCCUCGUCCGAACCAAGACAAGUCGUUGCCAUCAGCAACGGCGGCGGCCGCUGAUGAUUGUCGUCACCAGGAUCAGAGCGUGACGGUGGCUCUUCACAUCGGCCUGCCGACCAGCGGAGUGAGCACAAACCCUAAUCUCAUCGAAGGGAAGUACUGGAUUCCUUCCCCUGCCCAGAUCCUUGUCGGCCCGACCCAGUUCUCUUGCCCUGUCUGCAGCAAAACCUUCAAUAGAUACAACAACAUGCAGAUGCACAUGUGGGGCCACGGAUCGCAGUACCGGAAGGGACCAGACUCGCUGAAGGGCACGAAGCCGGCAUCGUCUAUGCUGAGGCUGCCGUGCUACUGCUGCGCCCAGGGCUGCCGGAACAACAUCGACCACCCGAGAUCAAGGCCGCUCAAGGACUUCCGGACGCUCCAGACGCACUACAAGCGCAAGCACGGCGCGAAGCCCUUUGCGUGCCACAAGUGUUCGAAGCCCUUCGCGGUGCGCGGGGACUGGAGGACCCACGAGAAGAACUGCGGCAAGCUGUGGUUCUGCAUCUGCGGGUCUGACUUCAAGCACAAGCGGUCGCUCAAGGACCACGUCCGCGCGUUCGGGGAUGGUCACGCCCCUCACACCGUGGAGGUGUGCGAGCUCGAAGAGGAGGAGGAGGAGGAGGAGGAGGAGGAAGAGGAUGAUAGAGCGAUAGAAGACCAUUAUCGUAGGGUGGUUCAAGCUUCUGGUUACUUUUACUAGAACAGAAUUAGCGUUUUUUCGUUG
This is a messenger RNA of Rhodamnia argentea, 968 nucleotides long. Its product is annotated as zinc finger protein WIP6. The record is from RefSeq and is a predicted model, not a curated record. Lineage: Eukaryota; Viridiplantae; Streptophyta; Magnoliopsida; Myrtales; Myrtaceae. The coding region runs from base 30 to 944 and encodes 304 amino acids. Gene Ontology annotation, cellular component: nucleus. Gene Ontology annotation, biological process: regulation of gene expression; anatomical structure development. Gene Ontology annotation, molecular function: DNA-binding transcription factor activity. The transcript has 2 exons.